Polypterus senegalus (gray bichir) is the source of this 624-nucleotide messenger RNA. Its product is annotated as tetraspanin-8-like. The coding region runs from base 97 to 396 and encodes 99 amino acids. Lineage: Eukaryota; Metazoa; Chordata; Cladistia; Polypteriformes; Polypteridae. The record is from RefSeq and is a predicted model, not a curated record. Gene Ontology annotation, cellular component: membrane. The transcript has 6 exons.
GGCAAAACUUCAAUUGCUGGGAGCAUCAUUUUUGGAAUUUCUAUAUGGCUCCGAUUGCAAAAGAUCGAUGACUCUUUCAUCCUUGUUUCAAAUUUGAUGAUUGGAAUCGGAGCCAUCAUCACAGUGCUGGGGUUUCUUGGGUGUUGUGGAGCUGUCCAAGAAAGCCGCUGCAUGCUGCUGUUGUUCUUCAGUGGAUUGAUGAUCAUCUUUUUGCUCUUCGUUGCUGUAGGAAUCAUGGGAGCAUUAAACAAACCUGAGAUUUACAGAGACGAUGUUAAAAAUGAACAGAAGAAAAUCAAAAUGAUCGUCCUUGGAAUACCGUUUGGACUGGCAGCUUUAAUGAUAUUUGGAAUGAUCUUCUCGAUGGCCCUCUUCUGCCAAAUCGGUAGUACAUAAUGACAUCCGUGACCCUGUGGAUAAAAAUGAAGGAGUGUUUGGGGAGAAAAGCCAAAACGACAACAAACCAGCUGGGUGACUGUUUGUAGUUUGUACAAUGAAUGUUUUAUUUUAAACUUGUUAAUAAUUAAGUGGACUCUGUUGUCAAAUAUCAGUUAUUUGAAUCUUAGUCAUACACUGAAACCUUUUAAUUGUUCUCCACUCUUUAAAUUUUCUAUCAUUGUCUGA